Messenger RNA from Neurospora tetraspora, 1473 nucleotides. RefSeq names its product major facilitator superfamily domain-containing protein. The transcript is spliced from 3 exons. Gene Ontology annotation, molecular function: transmembrane transporter activity. Bases 1 to 1473 code for a protein of 490 amino acids. Gene Ontology annotation, cellular component: membrane. Lineage: Eukaryota; Fungi; Ascomycota; Sordariomycetes; Sordariales; Sordariaceae. Gene Ontology annotation, biological process: transmembrane transport. The record is from RefSeq and is a predicted model, not a curated record.
AUGGCGGUCCACCACCAAUUCGACACCGUCAAACGAAAAUGGUACCACAUCAAAUGGUUCGCCGACAGCGACACUCCUCGCGAGCGGCGUCUCAUCAUGAAGCUCGACCUGCUCAUCGUCCCCUACGCCUUCCUUGCCUACUGGAUCAAGUACAUUGACCAGGCCAACCUCAACAACGCCUACGUAGCCGGCCUCAAAGAAGACCUCAGUUUCCACGGCAACGAGCUCGUCCAGCUGCAAACGCUCUACACCGUCGGCGCCGUCGUCGGCCAAAUCCCCUUCAUGUUCCUCUUCACCUACCUGCCCAUACACUGGACGAUUCCCUUCCUCGACAUUGCCUGGGGUUUCUUCACUCUGGCCCAAUACCGCGCCAACUCCUUCGCCCAGAUGGCCGCCUACCGGUUUCUGAUCGGCUGGUUUGAGGCUGCGUUUUACCCGGCUAUGCAUUACAUCUUUGGGAGCUGGUACCGUGGUGAUGAGAUUAGCAGACGUGGAGGGGUUUUCUACUCGGGAUUGACGCUCGGGACGCUGACAGCUGGUCUGAUUCAGUCUGGGGCGAGUGCGAGGUUGGAGGGAGUGAAUGGUCUGGCUGGGUGGCGGUGGAUGUAUAUCAUUUGCGCGGUGAUUACCAUUCCUAUUGGCAUUCUUGGCUACUUCAUCUUGCCUGGCACGCCGGAGCAUCCGAACAAGUGGUUCCUGAAGAACGAGGAUGUGCAGAUUGCAAAGGAGAGGUUGGCGAGGGUGGGACAUUCCGUCGUCCACCCCAAGUUCAAGCUGUCGACACUGAAGAGUCUGGCAAACAAUUGGAAGUUUUGGGCGCUGAUGUUGCUGGAUAUCUUCUUCUGGAAUGGGAGCAUCAACUACUCGGCUGGAGGGUACUUGCUCUGGUUGAAGAGUCUGGGACGUUACAGCCAGUCCAAGGUCAACGAGUUAGGAACCAUAAGUCCGGCGAUUGGCAUCUUCUAUGUCCUCUUCAUCUGCUUCAUCUCGGAUCUGGUGGUCGGACCGGCGUGGGCGAUUACGAUUGCCCAUAUCUGGAACAUCAUCGGUCUCAUCAUCCUGGUCAUCUGGAACGUCCCCGAGUCGGCGCUCUGGUUCGCGUUCAUGACGACGUACUCGUCCGUGGCCAUGUCCGCGGUUUUGUACGGUUGGGUUAAUGCCGUCAUGGGGAAGUCAUCAGCAGAAAGGUCGUUUGCCAUCGUGUUGCUGAACACGGUGGCGCAGAGCACGACCGCUUGGACGCAGCUUUUGACGUUCCCAACCAAGGAGGCACCCCAGUUCAAGAAGGGAUACUCGUUUGUCUUGGCGAAUGCCGUUUGCUUGAUCAUUACGGCUCAGUUUUUGAAUGUUGCUUUGAAGAGGUCCAAUAAACCGGUUGAUGCCGAGCAGAAUGCGGAGACCGGAUCUACGGCGGCAUCCAAUUCGGAGAAGGGACAGGAGGAGGUGAACGUGACUCCGGAGAAGAGUGGUUAG